AUGGCGGACGCUGCGAGGUCGGCGCUGGCCCGGGACCACCUCAACGAUCCAAACUACGACGUCGAGGACGCGCUGAGACGGAGUUCGAGUGAACGGACGAGCUCAGCAUCUCCAGUUCCCUCCACACAUCCCUCUGCGUCCAUCCGACGACGCGCAAAUGCAGCACCCCCGGCCCCGCUCUCCCCUCCAGUCCUCCCGGCCGUGUCUGGCCAGCUCUCGUCGCCGGGAAUGUUUCCGCUAAUUUCCUCGAAACAACAGCUCCACCAGUUUCCUCCCCAGCAGUCUUAUCAGCCCACAGCCAUUCCUCCGAAUAACCGUCAGUCCUACUCUUCUCCCAUCCCAAGCAGCAGCCAGGCCCGCACAAGCUCCCACGACAUUCCUGUAAUCCCACGAAUCAAUGUACAACAAGACCAGGACUAUGACCAGGAGGAAUACGACCUCGAAUCUAUAGCCCCGUCCUCUUCUUCCAGGCGUAUCUCGCGUGACUCGUAUGGAUAUGAGAAAAAGGGCAAUAUGCGUUCAUACGACGAGGCAGAAACAGACACGCGAUCAGAGCUCGAGUUUGAAGACGACAUUGAAGACGACUCGCCUUAUCCAGAGGUACGGGCCGCCGUCGCAAACACAGACGACGUCUCCAUGCCCGCCAAUACUUUUCGAAUGUGGCUCCUCGGCAUGCUCUUCACUGUCCUAAUAGCGGGGCUCAACCAGUUCUUUUCCAUGCGAUAUCCAAGCAUACAAAUAACAGCACUCGUCGCCCAGCUCGUCGCCCUCCCGGCAGGCAAGAUUUGCGAACGCAUCUUCACCGCCCGCUAUUUCACCAUCACACUCCCCACAUGGCCCUCCAAAUCUGGAGCAAGCUGGACUCGAAAAUAUCGGUUCACCCUCAAUCCUGGCCCCUUUAACAUUAAGGAACACUGCCUGAUCACCGUCAUGGCAAAUGUGGUAGCUGGUGGUGCUUACGCGACGGAUAUUAUUGCCGCACAACGCAUCUUUUACAACCAGCGAUGGUCCGCUACAUACCAGCUGACACUUGUCAUCUCCACCCAAAUGAUUGGCUUUUCCUUGGCAGGCGUCUGUCGCCGGUUUCUCGUCUGGCCGAGCUCAAUGAUUUGGCCCGCAACGCUUGUCAAUGCUGCGCUCUUCAACACGCUCCAUUCCACCUAUGGCCGCUCCGAACAAGGCCACAUCUCCCGCGAGCGCUUCUUCUUCCUCGCCUUUAUCGGCAGCUUUCUAUGGUAUUUUGUACCCGGAUACCUCUUUACGGCUCUCAGCAUGUUCAAUUGGGUAUGCUGGAUUUGGCCUCGCAGCGGCGUCGUCAACAAUCUGUUCGGGUACAACCACGGUCUUGGCAUGGGCUUUGUCACCUUUGACUGGUCCAUGAUUUCGUAUACGGGGAGUCCCCUCGUUACUCCUUGGUGGGCAGAAGCAAACGUCUUUGCCUCCCUCAUCGUCAUUUAUUGGAUAAUUGCACCUAUUCUGUAUUACAAGAAUGUAUUCUUCUCUCGCUACAUGCCCAUCUCCGCCCCCUGGUCCUUUGAUAAUACCGGCGCCGUGUACAACUCGACGAGGGUCAUCAUCGACGGCGAAUUCAGCCCCGAGGCUUUCCGUGAAUACUCUCCGCUCUACAUCUCAACGGUCUUUGCACUCUCAUAUGGCCUCUCCUUUGCCGCCUUGACCGCCAUUACGGUGCAUACUGUUUUGUGGUAUCGACAUGAUAUCAUGCGACAGUUCCGCAGUAGUUUGCGCGACGAGACGGAUGUACAUGCACGGCUGAUGCAAGCGUACCCAGAGGUUCCCCAGCUCUGGUACUUUUCCAUGGGCCUGGUUGCAUUCGUGCUGGGUAUUAUCACCAUCGAGGUCUGGGAUACAAAGCUCCCUGUUUGGGCAUAUCUCAUCUCGCUCCUGGUGGCGAUUAUAUAUCUGGUUCCUGUUGGUAUGCUGCAAGCGAUCACCAACCAACAGGUUGGACUCAAUGUCAUCACGGAACUCAUCGUGGGAUAUUUCCUCCCUGGCAAACCCGUUGCCAUGAUGAUCUUCAAAACGUUUGGGUACAUCACCAUGGCCCAAGCAUUAGCCUUUGUCUCGGACCUUAAGCUCGGUCACUAUAUGAAGGUUCCGCCACGAUUAAUGUUCUUGGCGCAGACAAUCGCUACAUUCGUGGCGUGUUUCGUGGUCGUCGGCGUGCAAGCCUGGAUGUUUGGCAAUAUCCCAGACCUUUGUGCCCGACAGCAUCCAGAUCACUUUACAUGUCCGCAAGCUCGCGUGUUCGGCACUGCGUCGCUGAUAUGGGGUGCCAUUGGGCCUCAACGCCUCUUCAAUCCUGGCCAAAUCUACUAUCCACUUUUAUACUUCUUCCUCAUCGGUGCACUUCUUCCUAUCCCAUUCUACCUUGCCUCGAGGAAGUGGCCACAAUCGUGGUUCAAAUACGUCAAUCUCCCCGUCUUUAUGAACGGAACAUCACUUAUGCCACCGGCCACUGGAAUUAACUUUUCUUCAUGGGCUAUGACCGGUUUCGUAUUUCAGUACUGGAUCCGACGGAGACACUUCAAGUGGUGGAGUCGGUACAACUACAUCCUCUCAGCCGCACUGGACUCUGGCGUUGCCGUUGGCUCCAUCGUCAUCUUCUUUUGCCUCCAAUACCCGAACAAUGGCGGGUUUGAACUCGCUUGGUGGGGUAAUAGGGUCAAUAUGAACACGUUGGAUUACAACGCGGCUGCCGCUCUCCCACCAGACUCUACCAAGGGGACCUUUGGCCUGCUCUCUCAUGCGGAUUUGGAGGUCAAGACAGAACCAAGACUCGACCCACAAGUUUCUUGGUCCCUUCCUCAACUGUCCCUACAUACAAACAUUUUACAGCAUAGUUCUGUGCCCAUAGUUUUCCCUUCAACCAUGCGACGCGCUUUUAUUCUCGCCCUCUUCUUCACCUGUGUGCAGGCACAUCUCACUGCUUGGACGAAAGGCAUGUACUGCCUGAACGGCACAAGUGGCUUCAACAACGAGAACAACGACGACCCAGUCUCUCCCUUGUUCCAACUUCCAAAGGCACAGUGGUGGAUGCAUCAUGUGAACAGAAAGUGUGAUCAGUUCCCGCCUGAACCAGGAAACUUUCUCGAAAUUCCGGCCAAUGGUCGCUUCGCAGUAGAAGUGGCGAGCAACAGAGCAUUCACGUCCUUUUCAUAUGGUGGGCGAUAUGUCUCCGAAUGGGGCGAUGGUGCCGAUCACCCCGACGAUUACUCCAUCUUGAAUCUCGGGGGUCAACCUAACCCUGGCAAGUCUAAUUGCAUCCCAAGUCCAAAUCUCCAUGCCAAAAGCGAGGCCACAGCCGCGGGAACUGCAUUUGCCAUUUCUUACCACAGCAAGCUUUCCGAUGUCACCCUGGAAAACUUGGUCGUGUUCACCGUCAAGUACCAUACGCCAUUCAAGCGAGUCGUCACCUACGAUGCUCCAAAUCUUCCACGUUGUCCUCCGGGAGGCUGUAUUUGUGUCUGGGGCUGGAUCCCAAACCAUUGCGGGCAAUCAAAUAUUUACAUGAUGCCUCAUCGAUGCAUCGUUACGGGCAAGACUGGCUCCGUGCCGCUUGAUCGGCCCAAGCCACCUGUCUGGUGUGAGGGCAACCCCGCUGCAUGCGUCAAAGGUCCAAAGCAGUUCAUUGCCUGGAAUCAACUCGAAGGCAAUAACGUUAUUGCCGAGGGCUAUCAAAAAGAUGGAGACUUGAAAAGUCCCGGCUAUAAUCAGAAGAUGGGCUUCGAGAAUGGUGCUCAGACCGACAUCUUCAAGUCCGGCAACUAUAUAGUCACUACCAAACCUGUGUCGUUCACGCCGUCAGCGUCCACACGCAAGCCGACUAUGACCAUCACCGCAUCAGUCUCCGACGCUAGCGCUAUCAGAGAGUGUCUAGAUGCAAGGGCCUUGGAAUACAUUCAUCGCCGCAACUCUCGCCGUAAGGCUCACCGCCGGCUCGAUUCCAUCCACUGA
Messenger RNA from Serendipita indica DSM 11827, 3975 nucleotides. NCBI's taxonomy places the organism in Eukaryota, Fungi, Basidiomycota, Agaricomycetes, Sebacinales, Serendipitaceae. The record is from the annotation of a GenBank genome assembly.